CCUGGAGUCGGAUCGGUCCGCAGCCCUCCGUUCCUACUCUUCCAGCCGGAGGAAGAACCGCGAAGCUUGGGCUGAAGUUUGUUUGCCUCUUGGUGGAGCCGCCCCGCCCCGGGCCGCGCUCACCGCCUCUCAGAUUAUCUGAGGAGUGAGCUUCGUGUACCCACAGGAGGAGGAGGACGACAACCCAAAACUGAGGAUGAAGAGCAUCAGGUGUGAUCAUUUCUAUGAAUGAAGGCUGUUCUGGAAACCAUCGCAGCUCAGGACUGAAGAACCGACCAGAAGCAGCAGCAGGAAGGAUGGCGAGCACCACCCCAGCUAGGAAGCCAUACCGGAAGGCUCCGCCGCAGCACCGUGAGACGCGCCACAGCCUGACCACCGCCUCGCCGCCGCCUGCCAUGCAGCCCGAAUUCAGUCAGGAGGCGUUAUCGGACUCUGACAGGAUCAGAAUCCUCCAGCAGCAGAAUGAGGACCUGCGGCACCGCCUCUCACUCUCCACCCACAAGAUGGAGGCCAUGGAGGCUGAGUUUGAGGGCAGCCGUCACUACAUGGAGGCGGAGCUCAGCCGGACCAGAGACGACCUGGACAAGAUGAGGGACAAGUUCCGCAGACUCCAGAACAGCUACACAGCAUCUCAGAGAGCCAAUCAGGACCUGGAGGAGAAGCUCCACGCUCUGCUACGGAAGGUGGAGAGGGACAAAAAGACGAUGGACCAGGAGAUUGUGGAACUCACCAACAAACUUCUGGAUGCUAAAAACACCAUAGAUCGACUGGAGGAGCUCAAUGAGCGCUACAGGCAGGACUGCAACUUGGCCGUUCAGCUGCUCAAAUGCAACAAAUCGCAUUUCAGGAACCACAAGUUUGCUGACCUUCCCUCAGAGCUGCAGGACAUGCUGAACAAACACAUGAAGAGCAGCCUCCCAGAGCAAGGUCCCGCCCCCGGCUGUCAGGACCCGGACACGCUCAGUUUGACACACGCAGACGUGGUACCGACCUCGGUCAUCGCCCGCGUCCUAGAGAAACCUGAGCCACUGGUUCUAAACUCAGCCCAGUCCAGCAGCUGUGGGCGACCUGUCGCUGAGGACGUCUUUGUUCACGUGGACAUGACAGACUUGGCGGGUGCAGAGGCCAGAGAGAACAGCAGCGGUCAGGAGGCGGUGGAGCAUAACGGCUCCUGUCGCAGUCAGAGCAGUCUAGACGAGGAGAUGGGCGGAGCGCCAUCCUUUGAGAAGCUCAACCCGUACCCGCCUCCGCCGCCACCUCACCCGCUCUUCCCAGGACGUAAGGUCAUUGAGUUUUCGUCUGACGACAAAGUCAAGAUCCCCAAGAACUCGCCGCUGCCCAACUGCACCUACGCCACAAGGCAGGCCAUCUCUCUGAGUCUUGUUCAGAACGAUGAUGAGCGGCUCACCCCAGGAAGCCCCGCCCCUUCCUCUUCCUCAGGGGGUGGGGGCGGAGCCAACCAGCACACGCCACCAUCACAGCGGGAUGCCACCAGUGAGCCGCUCUCCACCCAGUCAAGCCCUUUCAGCAGCCCCCCACAGGCGCAGAGUGUCCCAGCGAGCUCCGGCAGUUCCGAGGAGGACCUCCUCGCCAACUGGCAGCGGAUGUUUGUGGAGAAGAUGGCGCCCUCUUGCGAGAGUUCUGUGAUGCACCGCACAUCUUUUAGCAGCCAGACUGCGCAGGAGCUGCAGACAAGGAGACAGGCAGCAGGUGGCGGGGCCUCGGCAUCCUUGGACCGCCACAGAACGGCAUACUCUGACGGAGAGGAAGGCUCGUCAGCACGGAGCUGGACACCGAGCCGUGGGUCCAGUUUGGAUACAGACACUGAUACGGAGGUACAGCACAGCAGGGGAGGCCGUUAUGGUGCCGGGAAUGGCCCCGAGGAGGGGGAGCAGCUACUGAUGAACCUGGAAGAUGAAACUGGCAGUGCCGACACUGCCAUUACCGUGGCAACUGGCCCCGCAGACGCCCACACGAAGGAAGAAGAGGAAGACAGCUCAGCGGAAGAGAGAGAUGUACUUCCACAUGAGCUCCCUGUCAUCUCACCCCGCCUUUUGGAGUUUGACCCCGUCCCAGGCCCCCAGCGGCCAAUCAAGAGCCCCAAGAGGAUGGGCGUGCACCACCUGCACCGCAAGGACAGUCUGACCCGAGCCCAGGAGCAGGGCACACUGCUGGACUGAUUGUCUCCAUGGAACCCAGCCCCACCCACCCAGGAAAUAGCCAUACUUUACUGUAUGAUGCCGAGCAGGUUGCCUGACCCAAGUGUGUGUGUUGUGGUGAGCGGCUCUGACUUUGAUCAUCUUAUAAUUGAUCUGAAAACAACCCCGGAUGUCCCUUCCUCCUGUUUACACAAACAAAUAACAGGAUCCAGAAAAACUAAUUAUCAAAUCCUUCAGUUUGAUUAAAGCUGUGGAGAGGGUGGUCGGGUGCUGCGCUGCCGAGGGGGUCAUGUGACCGGGUGCUGCGCUGCCGAGGGGGUCAUGUGACCGGGUGCUGCGCUGCCGAGGGGGUCAUGUGACCGGGUGCUGCGCUGCCGAGGGGGUCAUGUGACCGGGUGCUGCGCUGCCGAGGGGGUCAUGUGACCGGGUGCUGCGCUGCCGAGGGGGUCAUGUGACCGGGUGCUGCUGCCUGCAAGGUUUCAGGUGUUCCAGCUUUUCAUGAGUAUGGUCAGGUUUAUUGAUCAGAGAUAAUUUCUUAAUUCCUGUUUCAUGGUUCAGUGUCGCUAUUAGGAAUUUGUCAUCAGUGUUAGGUCAACAUUUGUCCUGGUUUCUACUUCAAAAUCUCUAAAUGUACCGAUAUGUUAUUUCGAGAAAACAAGCUUGAAUGUCCUAUAAUAAGGCCUGAAGAUAAUGCCAUUAAUAUCACAAGCUCAUAUAAUGAAACUGUUAAUGAAGCAAAACUGCUUUGGGAUUAUGAGGUAAAGACAUAACCUCGAUACUUUAUCUUGGAUAAUAAAACUGUUAUGAUGAAAGGAGCUUGAAAUCUUGCUGCCUCUAGAUAAUGAAUUGAUUCUAGAUUUAUGAAGAGAAAAUUAGUUUUCUAUUUUCAGAUAAUGUCACCAUUGUUGAGCUUGUUUUCUGGAGAUGAACUUUUCUGGAUGUUUACUCUCAGUUUCAGGAUGGUCACUUUCUGGUCCAUUGGCUGCAGCGGGCUUUUAGGGGAAGUUUAAGGCCUUUUGAGCUGCAAAGACAUUCAUGGUGGAAGGUCUCAGGUCUAAAACCACAUAGACCUUUAUUUGGGGGUAAAGCUGCUUGGAGCAAACUAACUGCAUUUAAACCAAACUUUAAAGUUUGUGCUGAAGCUGACAUUGAGUCUACAGGGGGAGCCCUGAAUGACUGUUGGUCAUGUGACCACAUCAAGGUCAUCCUCGUGUUGUCAGCAGCUGAUUGGAUGUAAGGUAUAUUUGUGCUGUAUCUGGAGGGUUAGGGUCACAUGGUGACAGGGAUGGUGGCACCUUAACCUGAAUUCCAGCCUGAAGUGGUUCUGAUUAUCAGAACGAGAUCUGGAUCAAUGUCGGAAACCCGGAGUUUAUCUCAAUAUAAAUGUCUUGUUUUCCUGAUCUUUUUUUGAGCUUUUAUCAAGAAUAGAAUAAAUUGGACGCACUCACCUGUUCACACACACUUGGACUCUGUGCCUCCCCCACUUCCCAUCCCAGAGGUUGUGAGUUUGACGCCGCUCAUGUGCAGACUUUUACUUUAAUGUCUCUCAUUGGUUUCCUGUCAUGAUUUCAGUCAAUGGAUUGGUUGAUAUUUGACUCCACCCCCUCCACACAGUGAUUGUCCCACAGGGGGCGGGGCUGUAGGUGGAGCUUCUCCACACCUGGAAUGUAACCAUCAUUUCUGUUGUUUUUGUCUUUGUGUGAAAUCUUUGAUUGAUCUUUGAAUCACAGAUUUUUAUUUGAUUUGGAUUUAUUGAUGUUUUUCUUUAUUGUACGGAAGCCUGUUGGUGCCAAAAACACAGCUUUCUAGUUGGUCUUCUGAUCUGAACCAGAUGAAUUACAAUGAAGGCUGACACUAUUGAUUUAGAGCUGGAAGGAUAGAGUGCCUCCUGGUGGUGUGAAAGAGGAAUACAGCUCUGUUUUUGGCACCUUGCUGCUUCCGUAUGAUGACGGCGCUCAGAUUGUUCUCCUUCUCUGGCGCCAGAUGAAAUGUGGACUGCCUCCUCACAGACCUGAUUGUGACUCACCGAGGACCCUGAUUGAUCCGACACUUUGUGCUUUUCCAGGAAUCCUCGGAGUAUUGAUCCGCUCUGAGGUCCAUCAGCUGAUUGAUUACUGGUCACUGAAUGUUCAGAGUAAAGCUUCAUUGUGAAGCUAUGAUGAAUGAUCUCCAUUCAUUUGGUUUCAGGACUAAUGGAUCACUGUUUCCCUCUUACAUCAUAAACUCAUAUUUCAAUUUCUGUCCAGAAGAUACAAAAAUUAUUUUCACAAAAGUUGAAUAUUUAGUUUUAUUUGUGCCAAUGAAUUCACUGAUUGAA
Molecule: messenger RNA, 4476 nt
Organism: Girardinichthys multiradiatus
Lineage: Eukaryota; Metazoa; Chordata; Actinopteri; Cyprinodontiformes; Goodeidae
Gene: tjap1
Product: tight junction associated protein 1 (peripheral)
Exons: 11
Coding region: 225-2180 (651 amino acids)
Biological process (GO): Golgi organization
Cellular component (GO): trans-Golgi network
Source: RefSeq, a predicted model, not a curated record